CAGGAUAAAGUAUGUCACAACUGUUUGGGGCUAUAGUCUGAAGAACUCAGCACAGAGGAGGAUUUCUGCCACCAUGAAGACCUGGCUGAUCCUCCUAUACCUGGCCACUCUUGUGGUAUCAAGUUUCUCAGAGGAUGUCUUCAUCAGGAAGGGCCUCGAUAAUAAAACAAAGGAAGCUGAGCCCCCUCUUCCCUUUCAAGGUGGAGAAUCUGAGCAGGGAUGGACCACAAACACCAACAGCAAAGGUACCUGGCCAACACUGAACAUCUCCCCACGGAAGCUACUGCGUUUUUCAUUCUUGGACUCCAAGAAGAAUGGAACAGAAGACCAGCAGACCGAAAGUUCAGAAACAGCGACCACACAGACAAGGAGAAGUGUGGAGACACAGACCAUGAGCAAUGUAGCCCUUCAUGGACCCUUCAGCAAUGUGACUUUGGAUAAGGAGAAUGAAGAUGAUAAAGAGAUAAACAAGCCUAAUGGAGAGAGGAAAGAGGAGAAUAAUGAGAGAGAUUUCCAUGCAUGGAAUGGAAAAGGAGAUGAGAAAGAUCGCAGUGGCGGCACUCAUGCUUCUGAACAGCUGAGAUGCUCUGAGGAUUCCCAGGAAUGUCUGAAUGCUACAGAACCAUCUACGAGAGAUCCGACCACAGUAAAGUCUACCACAACUCCCACAACAACAGAGCAAAUGACAACUACCAGUAAAGCACCUGAACGGUGCCCACCACUCAGAAACCCCUGGGCUGCAUGUGGUAACGAGGCCACUGCAGAGGAUAAAGUGAAGUUGGCUGAGGCUCUCACUGAAUUUGCCCUGAAGUUCUAUGCAAAAGCUAUUGAAUAUGAGAAACGUGACUCUAAUAUGGUCUUCUCACCCAUCAGCAUCUCAGUGGUGCUCUCCAUCCUCUUGUUAGGAGCACGUGAGGAAACCAAAACACGUCUUGAGGAGCUGCUCUCUUCUGAAGACAUAACAUGUGUCCAUACCGCACUGAAAGAGUUCCUCAACAAAUCAGAGGCAUUGACCUCAGCCUCUGCAAUUUUUUACACACCAGAACUUACCUUGGAUGAGGAUUUCCACAACCUGACAGAAAGAUUCUAUCAAGUCCACAAACAGCACCUUACUAACAACAGCAACCAAGAUGUGAUUGACAUCAAUGCAUGGGUAGACAAACAUACUGACCACAAGAUCAAGAAGCUCUUGAAUGAACUGGAACCAGAUCUCCCGAUGGUACUUCUCAGUGCUGUCUUCUUCCACUCCAAGUGGAAGACCAUGUUUAAAAAAGAAAAUACAGAGAAGGCAGUCUUCUUCCGUCCAGGCCUCCCUAACAUCAGGGUGCCCAUGAUGACCAGUGAGAAAUAUCCAGUGGCCUUCUUCAUUGACAACUACUUGGCUGCUAAGGUGGGUCAGCUACAGCUGUCGGACAACAUGAACCUGAUUAUCAUCACACCUCAGUAUCAGCAGCAGAACCUUUCUGAUGUGGAGAAGCGCCUCCAUGCAGAUGUCUUCAAAUCAGUGAUGACCAGACUGGAAAGCACCACUUUUAAACCCACUAUAGUGACUCUGCCCAAGUUCAAGGUGGACUCUUCCCAGGACCUCUUGUCAAUAGUGGGGGGAAUGGACUAUGGCAUUUUCUAUGAUGCUAACUUGUGUGGGGUCUCUGCGGAUGAAGAAGUGGCUGUGUCCAGUGCCCAGCAUAGGGCUGUGCUAGAAAUCAGCGAGGAAGGUGUGGAGGCUGCUGCCACUACUAUGGUCUCCGUGGCACGCACAGCCAAUGCCUUUGAGGUGCGCCAGCCCUUCAUCUUCAUAGUGAUGAAGAACAACCAGUUCCCAGUCUUCAUGGGGCGUGUCAACAACCCACGGCGUUCCUAACUUGGUCAGCGUUCCAUCCAUGGGCUGAAGACAUCUCCUGGAGUGCCUCAUCCUGCACUACAUACAUAUGAAGUUUUGUACAGGUGUGUGUGCAUGCACAUGUACCUCUUCAGCUCUUGUUUUUAUUCCAUUGCAUUCUUAUUUUAUCCUUCUGUUUCCACCUCCACCCUCUAAUUUUUAGAAGCUAGAGAUUCCCUUCUCUGUCAUUUUUCUCCAAAUUACUUAUUCUUCCUUUGCAUCCCUUAGCCUUCAUCUAUUCUCAUUUAUACAGUAGGCUGAAAAAAGCCCUAUUCUGUAAAGGGUCCAUCAUCUCCUUUUCCGUGUAACCACUUUUUCCAGGCAACAAUCCCUUCAGCAUAUUUCAUUACCUUUUGCUUUAGCAACAUUUUCAUUUCCUUCUGCCUUCAUAAGGAAUAAAGUGUGACUGUGUUGGC
Messenger RNA from Hemicordylus capensis (graceful crag lizard), 2295 nucleotides. RefSeq names its product serpin family G member 1 (gene SERPING1). Gene Ontology annotation, molecular function: serine-type endopeptidase inhibitor activity. NCBI's taxonomy places the organism in Eukaryota, Metazoa, Chordata, Lepidosauria, Squamata, Cordylidae. The record is from RefSeq and is a predicted model, not a curated record. The transcript is spliced from 10 exons. The coding region runs from base 74 to 1861 and encodes 595 amino acids. Gene Ontology annotation, biological process: negative regulation of endopeptidase activity.